Molecule: messenger RNA, 1944 nt
Organism: Parascedosporium putredinis
Lineage: Eukaryota; Fungi; Ascomycota; Sordariomycetes; Microascales; Microascaceae
Source: the annotation of a GenBank genome assembly
AUGCGGCCCCCAAGAUUGGCCCUCCUGGUCAUCUUCUUCGCCGCCUCCUCCUUUGUCUUCUUCCGCUCUCUCGCGUCUCUGGCUCGAUUCAGCACCAUCCCACGACCUCUGACCCGAACCCCGUCUCGCCUGAGUGGCUUUUUCACCUUUUCGUCGCCCCUGGCUCUUUCCCCCGAACGCCGCCAUCAGCCUAACCGACGACAACAGCACCUCCUUUCCCGCGAGGCCAGCCGCUUUCGGGCCUCCUUACCGUCUCGCGGGCUCAGCGGCCAAUUAUGGAUCGGCAGCGGCUUCGCUGAUGAUAAUCUGCAAGAAGGCGAGGGCGAGGGCGAGUUGGGCUGCAGCGAUAUCCCCGGCUGGGAGGAUGGCCGAACCGCCGGCGCAUUUAAGGGGCCCGCUAAGAAUAUGGCCUCGAGUGGCCGCAAAGACGCUCCCGCCACGGGACACUCCCGUCGCUCGCGGGGAGGAGUUGGCCCCAUGGGCACGUACGAUCGAGACCCUGCCGUCGACUCGGCGUCCUCUCCCCCAGUUUCCGAACCCGUCGACGACGGCACCGACGACUAUCUGCAGCAUGGUAUCCCCUCGAAUUCGAAGCAGCGGGGAACACCGGGCGCUGCUGGAGCCCGCCACGCCGACAUACAGUCGAUUCAGGAGGCGGCGGAGAUCGCCGGCAAGAUUGUCCUCCUUAGCCGUGGCGGCUGCGGAUUCUUGGAGAAAGUGAAGUGGGCGCAGCGCAGGGGCGCCAAGGCACUCAUUGUCGGAGACAACAGAAAGGGCGGACCGCUGAUCCAGAUGAGCUUCAUCGAGGACAUUCUGGACGAGCACGGAAAUGCGGCGGCCAAGGUGCAAUACUCGGAUGUUGCCAAGAGGCAGAAAAAGAACCCAAUCACCAAGCUCGGCGAGGUGUCCUUCUCCGAGACCGUAGAGGCUCCGGGCUCUAAUUCCCGACGCCAGGAGCAGCGGCAGCAGCAGAAGAAACGGGGUUGGUUUUCAACCUUGUUCGGAUGGGGAAACUCGCCUACCACAGAAGGCAAACGAGGUGCGCUGGGAAGCAGCCACGACUGGGUCCUUGUGGAGGAUUGGGAUGACGAAAGCGACCAGCUCAUCAACCACGGCCUGAACAAAGGCGUCAAGACGGAUGGGUCGCGUACCGGCGGUAGCCCAGGAAGCGGCAACUCGGAUGGCGACGCGAACUCUGCGAGCUCGGGCGACGAAAACGGCAACGAAGCAGGUGGUUCAGACGGCAAGAAAGGCGGCCGAAUCAUUUCCACGCUGUUUGGGCAGGACGACGAAUCCGACGACCGAAGCCCCGAUGUUCCGGGCCUCUGGGUCACGAUUACACCGUCGAGCAGCACGAGCUCCUUUUUAGACACGCUCCUCGUCUUGGUCAUCUCGCCGCUCAUCACCCUAUCCGUGGUGUACGCGUUACUCAUCGUCCGGGCUCGCAUCCGGAGGCGGAGGUGGCGGGCGCCCAAGUCGAUUGUGGAACGGCUUCCCGUGCGUACCUACCACGCGGCAAUCCCCUCGCCCAUUCACUCUCCGCGCAUUCCUUCGCCCACGACCAGCUCUCCUACCACGCCGCUCCUGCAAGCAACCCCGUCCAGGUCUAGGCCUCGCUCUAGAACGACCACGGGCGUGCCCGAGUCGAGCAGCUUCCUUACACCACCACAAGUAUCGAGCGAGUGGAAAAAGUACAUGAGCAAACAGGUGGAGUGCGUGGUAUGCCUUGAAGAGUAUGUGGACGGGGUCAGCCGGGUUAUGAGCCUUCCCUGUGGCCACGAAUUCCACGUUGAUUGCAUGUACGAGCCUUACCACGAUAGCAGCGACGAAGAGGAGGCCGACGUCGGGACUCGGAAGAUGGUUCGGGUCCUUGAUGAACUCGCUCUCCGGCACGCCAUCCCCUCCCCGUCCGGCCGAGAGGCCGAAGAUCCGCGCACGCGGUAA